This is a messenger RNA of Penicilliopsis zonata CBS 506.65, 2090 nucleotides long. RefSeq lists its product as hypothetical. Gene Ontology annotation, molecular function: aldehyde dehydrogenase (NAD+) activity. The coding region runs from base 407 to 1822 and encodes 471 amino acids. The transcript is spliced from 3 exons. Lineage: Eukaryota; Fungi; Ascomycota; Eurotiomycetes; Eurotiales; Aspergillaceae. The record is from RefSeq and is a predicted model, not a curated record.
UGUCAACUGGUAUCAGCAUAAUUAUCCAUACGCAUGGGCAGGAGCACGGCUGGUACGCGAUCUCUGAGCUUGAAACGGUCUCCUUAAGACUCCUCCUCCCUGGACCCUGUAUGGCUCUAUUCUACCGAAAAAGAACCCUCGGCUCUUGAAUACUUGCUGGUGUCUAGUGCUCUAGUCUUUCCAAGGAUAUUAUUACUCUGCCUGUCUCAUAACCAAAUAAUAUGAUCAGUAUACUACCUGUAGUGAGGGGCAUAUUUUAGUAGAGAUAAGAGUGUCUUAUCAAGUGGCGAUUUCGCACAGGCCACAGCGGGGGAGCGCCGACCAAGAGGACCAUCUGUCUACUCGAGCAGACUUCCUGCAAAGCAUACAUUGUUUUCGAUCUUCUAGAAUAUUCAUCAGGGCCAACAUGUCCCUCGAAACCAUCAACACCAUCUCGCCGACAACAAACACCACGGUGGUGACCCGUACGGGCGUCUCGCCCGAGCAGCUCCAGCAGAUCCCCGAAACCGCGCAAGCGGCCUUCCGGUCCUUGGUCUCGUCGACGACCCUCCAGCAACGUCAGGAGAUCGUGGCACGGGCAUUGACCCUGCUGGAGAAGAAGAAAGAUGUGCUUGCCCGGGAACUAACGGAGCAGAUGGGCCGUCCGAUCGCGUAUACGGGGGCGGAGGUUGCGACGGCCCUCAAGCGGGCGUAUUACCUGAACCGCGUGAGUGCGUCGGUGCUCGGCGAGGAGGGGAUCGUCAAGGGCGAUGAGGAAAAUGGGUUCAAGAGAUUCAUCAAGAGGCAGCCCGUCGGGGUGGUUUUGAUCAUUUUUGCCUGGAACUAUCCAUAUUUGAUCCUGGUGAAUAGUCUGAUCCCUGCUCUCCUCGCUGGUAACGCUGUGAUCUUGAAGCCCUCCCCGCAAACCCCGACGGUCGUCGAGCAUGUUGCCGCUGCGUUCGUGGAGGCCGGACUGCCGGAGAACGUGAUCCAGUACUUCCAUUGCGGAUCGCUGACAUUGAUCGAGACUGUGGUUCGCUCGCCGCUAGUCAAUCACAUCUGCUUUACUGGCUCUGUGGCCGGCGGGCUAGCCGUACAGAAGGCUGCCGCGGACCGGAUCGUCAGCGUCGGGCUGGAACUGGGAGGCAAAGAUCCUGCAUACGUGCGCAGCGACGUCGAUGCAGCCUGGGCGGCAGAGGAGAUUGUGGACGGGGCUAUUUUCAAUAGCGGGCAGAGUUGCUGUGCAAUUGAACGGGUCUACGUGCACAAAGACAUCUACGACACAUUCAUCGCGGAAGUGAAGAAGGUGCUGAGCAAGUACCGCGUCGGGGAUCCUUCAAAUCCAAAGACCCAGAUCGGACCUGUCAUCUCCAAGCGGGCAAAAGAGGCCGUCCUCGCGCAGAUUCAGGAUGCGAUCAGGAACGGAGCCACGGACGAGACACCAGCUAACGAGACAUUCGACGCGAUGCCCGCUGACGGGAACUUCGUCAAGCCCACCCUGUUGACGGGGGUGAAUCACACCAUGUCCGUCAUGACAGAGGAAACUUUUGGGCCCGUCAUCCCGGUGAUGAAGGUCGGCAGCGAUGAGGAGGCGAUCAAACUCAUGAACGACAGCGAGUUUGGCUUGACGGCCAGUGUCUGGACCAAAGAUGUCCCUGCUACUGAACAGAUCAUCGACAAGGUGGAGGCUGGAACGGUCUUCAUCAACAGAGCUGACUAUCCUAGUCCGGACCUCGCAUGGACAGGAUGGAAGAAUUCCGGCCGAGGCGUCACCCUUAGCAAAUUCGGCUUUGAACAAUUCGUCAAACUCAAGAGCUACCACGUCAAAGAUUAUCCCAAAUAAAUUUUCUGCUUUUCUUCUCCAUCUGUGGGGUCACCGGCUCUGAAUGGACAUCGAUCAUUCAAGGGAUAUAUGUUGGGCGUCCAGGUUCAAUGGAGGAACACAUCGGUCUUCCUUCUGUUAUCUAGGUAGGAACUAGACAUCUCAAUUGGCUGGUCAAAAAUUGAUAUCAUUAGAAUGGACGUGAUGAAUACCUUAUAUCACAAAUAUACAUAUAUAACCCUCGGACCAGCAGGGAGAUCAGAUUUUGAUUACUCUGUUAUUGUAAGGU